AUGUCUUUUCGGCCACCAUCCGAAAUAAAAGUCUCUCAACACCAAAUCCCCGCCUGGGGCCGCACUCCCAACACCUCGAUUCAGAACAAACCGUUGUUAAUCUACCACUCUGCGUUCACGGCGUCGCCGUCGCAGCUCUCUACGCACUUGAAGGAGAUCAACGUGGUUGUUCCGCAUUGGCAGUAUACCAUGUAUAGCCAGAGCCACUUCCAUUCAACGAGCCACGAAGUCCUGGGCAUUGUUUCUGGGCGCGCGCGCCUGUGUUUCGGGGGCGAAGCGAACCCGGCUCGCGUUGAGCCCGUUGUGCAGUCUGGCGAUUUGAUCGUUGUUCCGGCUGGCGUUUCUCAUCGGUUGUUGGAGGAUCUGGAUGGUCAUUUUGGGUUGCUUGGCUCUUAUCCAGCGGGUAAAGACUGGGACAUGUGCUACGGGGUCGAGAGUGAGGAUGACGAUCAGAUUACAAAAGAUAUUUCACAGCAGGCUUGGUUUGACCGGGAUCCUCUGUAUGGAGAUGAUGGACCUGCUAUACAUGUGUAG
Molecule: messenger RNA, 534 nt
Organism: Talaromyces rugulosus
Lineage: Eukaryota; Fungi; Ascomycota; Eurotiomycetes; Eurotiales; Trichocomaceae
Exons: 1
Coding region: 1-534 (177 amino acids)
Source: RefSeq, a predicted model, not a curated record